UCUGUGUCGCUAUUUUUAACAACGAUAACUUUUAUAUAUACAUGUACACACAGCGCGGAGAAAGUGUACUGAGAGCGCAAAAUGCGGUUAAGUGGUAGCCUUAUGCCAUAAGGUACCACAGUGUUCAGCCGGACAGAUAGAACUCAGAAGUUUCUGUAGUCGGCUGAUACGUAUGUAGUAUGCACCGCAGCCAUAUUUGUAGUUCUUGGUAGUGCCGCCUACUCGUUAACACGAGAUUAUUCCCAAUUACAUCUCAACAUCUCCAAAUGUACCACAAGUAUAUAACUAUUAUUAGUCCCAACUAGACGUCCCCCCAACUUUCCAAGUAGCCGAUCUCUUGCAUUUGUAAUAAAUUUGUUCUCUUUUCUCGUCAGACCUUGGCAACCCGAGCAGUAAUGGAUGCCCGACAUUCAUCAUUUUAAUCGUUAACAUUACUACAAAUAUUCUCUUUUCUAAUCAGGAAGGCAACGAUCAGUUGCCCAUCAUCAUCAUUUUACUUCUGUGCAUAAAAUAUUAAUUCUCUUUUCUCUUUAGGAGGUGGCAACACAAGCAUUAUAGUUGCCAAACACUCAUCUUUUUACUUCUCUGCAUUGAUCUUAAUUCUUUCUCUCUCCAGGAAAUGGCAGUAUAAGAACGAAUGCCAAACACUGACAGUAAUUAUUUUUUCAGGUUGCUGAGCACUUCUGUCUAUUAUACAUGCGUUUUGUAUAGCAAGACAGGUAGAGAACCAGGCUGGUUCAAAUAGACACGGGGUUCAACUGCUAGAAUAAUAUGUUGAAUUAAUAAAUGGUGCACAUGGUUUUAAACGGUGCCCAAGGAGGGAGUUAGCUCAACUGCGGUAGACACAAUUACAAUACGUUUUUUGCGAAUAUUAAAUGUACAUGGCUUAAAUUCUGCUAUAAUCAGCUACUACAUACGAAUAAACACUGCGUGAAAUGUUCAAAGGUCAACUAUUGCUUCCGUUGGAGCGAUUGCAAUAGAUAUAAUAUCGUACCACAAUAUGAAUGCAUUAUCCUGUAUUCGACAAUUAGGAAAGCCGGAUUCCAGAAACUAGAAGCCUACAAAAGGGCACCAACCCAGAGGUCUUGCAUCAACCAGAUCCCUGUACGGCAAUUACACAGUGAUCUUAAAAUAGCUAGACUCCACAUCAUGAACGGUUAGCCUUUAAAGUUGUCCAUAGCGUGCAUACCGCUCGUCCACAGAAAUCCGGGGUUAUCCAGGCCUGGGGAUUCUUAUUAGAAGAGUUCUGGGAUAACCUCCAAUAGAGGAGUCCCCCCCAAUAGAGGAUCCUGAGGACAAGCGGUAGAAAUGCAUAGUUCAACAGACCUGACGAGGUCCAAAAUACCAAAAUAAGAAAUGGUUAGGAUUGGUUAAUUUUAAUGCGCAUGGCUGAAGCAAUGCGCAAGGAGGGAUGUAGUGUGAAUAUUAAAUCAAGGAUUGAAAGUUGUGUAGCAAGACAGAUCACAGACCAGAAGCCGUCCGAUCCAGAGAAUCCUUCACCAACGUCGGUGACACCUGGCGAGUGGAUCUGGGUGAAAAAACACCAUCGAAAGACCUAGAAGACCGGUGGAAGGGGCCAUACAAGGUAUUCUUGGCCAAACCCUUUUCUGUUUCUGUAGAGGACCGACGUGGGGCCCAGUGGCACCACCUGAGCCGGUGCCGCAAAGCAGAUACUCCUGGCAGAUCGUGGACUGAGACCCUGACCGACCUAGCUGCACUCCAAGCCAAGGACAAACACUCCUCAUCCCAAGACGAUGGGCCACAGCGUGCCCUUGGGAAAGUACCUGGUAGGAUUCCUUCUGGUAGUCCUGUUCCAAGAAGGAGCGGGAGACAACAUCGCCAGGUACCCACCGCCUAAACCAACAACAACAGGUCAGGUCUCGUUAAGGUACUGUCGAGGGAUAGAAAGUAUCUUUGAGCUGAAUUUUUGUGAUAUGCUGCCCUGUGGGACCAGGAAGGACCGGGUCUACCAGGCAGAAAAGUACAUGUGCGUAAGCACCAGACGAGACGGUAGCUACAUGAGAGAUUAUUCCUGCGAGGCGUGGUUUCAGACAUCGUGGCUUACCCAUCCUGGGUACAAGGAGGGCUAUUAUCCCCUGAGGUCCAACUACAAGGAAAUCCAAAAGGGAAUCUCCCUUACCAGAAGAUUAUAUGGCUAUAAAGAAGUCUGGAGCAAUAAUGGUCUAGCAGUCAAGGGAGAGUCAAUAUUCAUAAAGUUAAGGGCAGAUUUACUCAUUCCCGAAAACAGAUCUCAUAAGACAGACAAAGGCCUGGUUUUUCUAACGUUAAGGGCGGAUACUUAUGGGGAGGACCUAAAGGUAGUUAUCCAUCUAUCAGGAGUUGCAUGCGGUCCCAAUAAAUUUCCAUCUAGAGGGACGUAUGAUUCCUUAGGAGCGCCUCAUCUCUCACCACCCCCGGUAGUGCACCCAAAUGGAGGGACGCACGAAGAAUAUUGGGAGGUAAAGACGGGUGAGCUUGAUCAGAACAUGUGGUUAAAAUGGAUGAACUACACGGCCCGGGCCCAGGGCAAGACCAACUGCAUUAUCUGUGCCGCCGGCCGCCCCUCCUUGACCACAGCCCCCGCUAGAAUCACCCCGCAUAAUUCACCGCAAGGUUUUGUUUGUCUAUUGGAAUUAUUCGUGGACGGCCACAUCCCAGGGUGCACAAUUGCAAUAAAAUCCAGACUAAAUAACAUGUAUCCUCAGACCCCGAUUAGAUCUUUACCCCCAAGAUUUGAAGUUAAUUUAACUCCGGACUAUCAUUGUAUCACAGGAAGGGGAACAGGGAGAAAGGUGGGAUCAUUUCCUCUUGACUCUUGUAACACCACUAGAGAGAUAAAAUUGUUGUCCAAUAUGACCCGUGCCCGUAGUGAUAUAUGGUGGUUCUGUGGAGGUCUGAUCCUCAGGGGAGUUCUCCCCUUUGAAUUCUCAGGAACAUGCGCAAUCAUACAGUUAAUAAUGCCCAUCUACAUUUUACCCGAUAGCAAGACGGUGAUGGAUCUCACAUUAUCCAGCAACGGUGGUCUCCCGGACUUGACCCGUCGGAAACGAGAGUAUGCACCAGUCCCGGGUAGUUUUGAUAAAAACAUAUACAUAGACGCAAUAGGAGUACCCCGAGGGGUCCCCAACGAACAUAAAGCCCGGAAUCAGGUAGCGGCAGGAUUUGAAUCAGUUCUAUUUUGGUGGUCUACUAUUAAUAAAAAUGUUGACUGGAUAAAUUACAUAUACUAUAAUCAACAACGGUUUGUUAAUUUUACAGAAGAGGCAGUCAAAGGACUGUCCGAACAAUUGGAUGCCACCUCCCGGAUGACCUAUCAGAAUAGGCUAGCUUUAGAUAUGUUAUUAGCAGAACGAGGAGGGGUGUGCGGGAUGAUAGGGACAACAUGUUGUACAUUUAUCCCCAAUAACACAGCACCAGAUGGGUCCGUGGCCAGGGCAUUGGCUGGACUGCGAUCCCUCAAAUUGGAGUUGGCCGAGAACUCCGGUAUUGGUGACCCAAUAGCUGGAUGGAUGGAGAACCUGUUUGGUAGGUGGAGAGGUAUGAUCCAGUCAGUACUCAUCGCGGGAAUAGUGGCAGUAGCCGUGUUAAUUGUUGUCGGCUGCUGUUGUAUUCCCUGCGCACGAGGGCUACUGAAUCGGCUGAUCACCACAGCAUUGGGCGCCACAAAAGUGCCAGGUGACAUUCAUGCUUACGUAGGAAUCAGAUAUAAUCCGUUGAACUUGAAUGAGAUACCACCUGAGGAGCCUGAACCUAUCCAAUUACAAUAUAUAGAAUAAAAUGCCACCAUUUGUAGCACCUGUGUCUUAAGAUAAUCAACAUCCUGGAUUUACUUGAAUAAUUAAUUAUUGAACCACCAAGACGAAUUGUGUUUGUUAUUAUAUAGUAUUGUUUGGUUAUGAGUACAACUCGUUAUUUCUGAAUCGCUGCAUUAAUAAUGGUACAGUUGAUCUUCUUUGAGGCGAUUGUUUUACAGGCCACCUGUUACUGACACGACGACGACGGAGAACCUGUUUGAAGGCUCCCAUGAUGUAGGAGUAACCCCUCUGAGUUGAGCCCUUGACAAGGAGGGACGAGUCUUGGGUUCAUGAAUUACAGGCCAGACGGCGACAGAAAAAACAAUGACUGCAAUAAUAACAAGCCCAAAACCACCCACAUGAACCGGCGCACCAAAACACGAAGAUCACCUGAACCCCCCAAAUCUAUGCCCAAACCACCCACAUGAACCGGCGCACCAAUACACGAAGAUCACCUGAACCCCCCCAAAUCCAUGAUAGCUUGUCAAUUAUUUUGAAAUUUUAAAAUUGUAUUAUGUCUACCAAUUUUUACUUUACUUUUACACAUGAUGAAAAUUGUAUGGCCUUGUAGCACAUAACCAAAAGUAUUAGCUCAGGAUUUCUAUGAGUGGUUUUGUUUGUGUGAUAUUUGGCCAUGUGAUUUUAUGAUAACAAGAUUUAUGUUCAUUGUUGUAUUGUUAAAUAAUGACCUGUAUUUCCAAUGAGACCCACAAGGUGGAUGCCAUUUCAGUAUUAUGAGCCCGUUGUGGUUUUUCCCUCUAUUCAAGAGUUUUCCACAACGGUAGAUGGUGUUGAUCCUAAUUUGACUGUUUUCGGUGUGGUAAAUGGUGUUUAUGAUUUAAAAUAUUAUUGUAUGGUCAUCUGAGAUGACCAAGGAGGGACUGUUACGUAUUUUAAGAAUCUAAGCUACCCACACAUAGACUUAAUGAAGACCAAACAUAUUAGCCGUAAAUACCAUACAUAGCCACAAGGGGAGCCUUACUGAAGGCUGCAAUAGAUACUUUAUCCACAGAGGGCAGCACCACAGACCAAGCGAGGAAACCGAGGAUUACGUCCCACCGGUUUUCUCCAAGUCUUCCGGUCCUCCGAGUCCAUAAGAAAGCCUCCACAUCUUGAAGACAACAGAACUCUCCAGGCAGCGCUAGGACAUUCGUGGGCUAAAGUCUUAGACCAGCUAGGAGAACACUCUCGCACGUGCUAAGGCACAUCUUCAAUCUCUCUUAACUUCAGAGCAUCAGUUUACCAUACCGAAAAUACUUUAUACAAAUAAAGUAUCUCUUUAAAGCUAUUCCUUUGGAUUCGACCCCUCUUUCCUUGAAGAACAUGAUAGUACUUAUAAACAUGCCCUUCAGCUUUCUUCACCAUGUCUCCUGAACAGCUCCUACAAGUUGUGUGCCGUCCCGCUGAGCAGACGGAACAUGGCAGUGGAGGCUAAAAAGACGUUCAGCCGAGACAAGCCUCACGUUAACAUCGGAACUAUUGGUCAUGUUGAUCACGGCAAGACGACCCUGACUGCGGCCAUUACCAAAGUGUUGGCAGAGGCAGGGGGCGCUCGCUUUAAAAAGUAUGAAGACAUUGACAACGCGCCCGAGGAGAAGGCCAGGGGCAUCACCAUCAAUGCCUCGCAUGUGGAAUACAGCACGGCCAACCGCCAUUAUGCACACACAGACUGUCCCGGCCACGCCGACUAUGUCAAGAACAUGAUCACGGGGACGGCGCAGAUGGACGGCUGCAUCCUGGUGGUGGCGGCCACCGACGGCCAGAUGCCGCAGACGCGGGAGCACCUGCUGCUGGCGCGGCAGAUCGGUGUGGAGCACAUGGUGGUGUUCAUCAACAAGGCGGACGCGGUGGACGACCAGGAGAUGCUGGAGCUGGUGGAGCUGGAGAUCCGUGAGCUUCUCACCGAGUUCGGCUACGACGGCGAGAAGACGCCCGUGGUCAUCGGCUCGGCCCUCUGCGCCCUGGAGAAUAAGCAGCCGGAAAUUGGAGUGGACGCAGUGAUGAAGCUGCUUGACAUCGUGGACAGCUACAUUCCUCUUCCCAAGAGACAGCUGGAUAAACCCUUCCUUCUCCCCAUCGAGGGCGUGUACUCUAUCCCCGGUAGGGGCACGGUGGUGACGGGCACCCUGGAGCGAGGGGUCAUCAAGAAGGGCGAGGACUGCGAGUUUGUGGGCCACAACCGCCACUUCAAGACGGUGGUAACGGGGGUGGAGAUGUUCCACCAGUCUCUGGACCGGGCCGAGGCCGGGGACAACCUGGGCGCCCUGGUGCGCGGCCUCAAGCGGGAGGACGUGAGGAGGGGCAUGGUGAUGAGCAAGCCAGGCUCCAUCAAGCCUCACCAGAAGGUCAAGGCCCAGAUCUACAUUCUGACUAAGGAGGAGGGGGGCCGACACAAGCCCUUCGUUAGCAACUUCAUGCCCGUCAUGUUCUCCCUGACCUGGGACAUGGCCUGCAAGGUCACCCUGCCCAACGAGAAGGAAAUGGUGAUGCCGGGGGAGGACACCUCGCUAACGCUAACGCUACGCCAGCCGAUGGUGUUGGAGAAGGGCCAACGCUUCACGCUGCGUGAUGGGAAUCGCACAAUUGGCACCGGCUUGGUCACAGACAUCCUCACCGCAACUGAGGAGGACAUGAGCAACUGGGGCUGAGGAAGAGGGAGUGGGAGAAAGAACACUGGGAUGGGUCAGCGGAGGGGCUUGUGUAGAGGGGGGCGGGGCUUAUACCUCCUGUGUCUGUCCUACCAAUAAGUAAGUAAAUACAAAUGAUUCAUGUUUAUGUUAGAUGAAAUGGUAUUUCUGAAAUUCCAUCCAACCAAAUAAGAGGUUUCUGUAAAGCAAGGCUGUCAUGCUACGUAUUGAAUAAUAAAAAUACAUAAAAACUGGCUUUUGUUACUUUGUGGAGGUAGCCUUGAU
Molecule: messenger RNA, 6706 nt
Organism: Gadus chalcogrammus (walleye pollock)
Lineage: Eukaryota; Metazoa; Chordata; Actinopteri; Gadiformes; Gadidae
Gene: tufm
Product: Tu translation elongation factor, mitochondrial
Exons: 10
Coding region: 5213-6442 (409 amino acids)
Biological process (GO): mitochondrial translational elongation
Cellular component (GO): mitochondrion
Molecular function (GO): GTPase activity; GTP binding; translation elongation factor activity
Source: RefSeq, a predicted model, not a curated record